Mus pahari (shrew mouse) is the source of this 3444-nucleotide messenger RNA. RefSeq names its product aldehyde dehydrogenase 7 family member A1 (gene Aldh7a1). Gene Ontology annotation, molecular function: aldehyde dehydrogenase (NAD+) activity. Lineage: Eukaryota; Metazoa; Chordata; Mammalia; Rodentia; Muridae. The record is from RefSeq and is a predicted model, not a curated record. Bases 358 to 1893 code for a protein of 511 amino acids. The transcript is spliced from 20 exons.
GCGCCUCUGCGGGACACCCGGGCGAGCGUCAGCAACACAAAACUCAGCGCUGGGAGGCGAGCUCCGCGCACGCCCGCCGUUUCCCCACGGAAGUUUCAGGUCCCAGCCCAGAUCCACGGAACGAGCAUGUCCAGAAUACCUGAGCCCUGAGCGUAGUACGGCCCAGCAGCGUGCGGUGGUUUGAAAGCUCGGCUCGAACACAGCGGACUUCAGAAGCAGCCGGUGGCGCAGUUCCCGGGACCCUCAGCCCCGUCCCCGCCCCAGACCCUGAGGCAGCCGCUUUUACCCAGCGGGCUCUGUGUGCAGUCCGUGAAGACCAGCAAGCUUUCCGGCCCGUGGAGCAGGCCCGCCGCCCACAUGUCCUCUCUGCUGAUCCAUCAUCCCCAGUAUGCCUGGCUGCAAGACCUGGGGCUCCGCGAGGAUAACGAGGGCGUGUAUAAUGGAAGCUGGGGCGGCCGGGGAGAGGUAAUUACGACCUAUUGUCCUGCUAACAAUGAGCCAAUAGCAAGAGUCCGACAGGCCAGCCUGAAAGACUAUGAAGAAACCAUAGGGAAAGCCAAGAAAGCCUGGAACAUCUGGGCAGAUAUUCCUGCCCCAAAGCGAGGAGAAAUAGUCAGAAAGAUCGGCGAUGCCUUUCGGGAGAAGAUCCAAUUACUGGGGAGACUGGUGUCUUUGGAGAUGGGGAAAAUCCUAGUGGAAGGAGUAGGAGAGGUUCAGGAGUACGUGGACGUCUGUGACUAUGCUGCCGGCUUGUCGAGGAUGAUCGGGGGACCCACCUUGCCUUCUGAAAGACCUGGCCAUGCACUCAUAGAACAGUGGAAUCCCUUGGGCCUGGUGGGAAUCAUCACUGCCUUCAAUUUUCCCGUGGCUGUGUUUGGCUGGAACAAUGCCAUAUCUCUGAUCACAGGGAACGUCUGCCUUUGGAAAGGAGCACCGACAACUUCCCUCGUUAGUGUAGCUGUCACAAAGAUCAUAGCCCAGGUUUUGGAGGACAACCUGCUGCCCGGUGCCAUUUGUUCCCUGGUUUGUGGAGGAGCAGAUAUCGGUACAACGAUGGCCAGAGAUGAGCGCGUGAACCUGCUGUCCUUCACUGGGAGCACUCAGGUGGGGAAGGAGGUGGCCCUCAUGGUGCAGGAGAGGUUUGGGAAGAGCUUGUUGGAGCUUGGAGGAAACAAUGCCAUUAUUGCUUUCGAGGACGCAGACCUCAGUUUGGUUCUUCCAUCGGCUCUGUUUGCCGCCGUGGGGACAGCUGGGCAAAGGUGUACCACUGUGAGGCGACUGUUUUUGCACGAAAGCAUCCAUAAUGAAGUUGUGGACAGACUGAAAAGUGCCUACUCACAGAUCCGUGUUGGGAACCCCUGGGACCCCAAUAUUCUCUAUGGACCGCUCCAUACCAAACAGGCAGUGAGCAUGUUUGUGAGAGCCGUGGAAGAAGCAAAGAAACAAGGAGGCACCGUGGUCUAUGGGGGCAAGGUCAUGGACCACCCUGGCAACUACGUGGAACCCACCAUUGUGACCGGUCUUGCCCAUGAUGCACCCAUUGUUCACAAGGAGACUUUUGCCCCAAUCCUCUAUGUCUUCAAAUUCCAGGAGGAAGAAGAGGUCUUUGAAUGGAACAAUGAAGUAAAACAGGGACUUUCAAGCAGCAUCUUUACCAAAGAUCUGGGCAGAAUCUUCCGCUGGCUUGGGCCCAAAGGUUCCGACUGUGGCAUCGUGAACGUCAAUAUUCCUACCAGUGGGGCUGAGAUCGGCGGUGCGUUUGGAGGAGAGAAGCACACUGGCGGUGGCCGUGAGUCUGGCAGCGAUGCCUGGAAGCAGUACAUGCGGAGAUCCACGUGUACCAUCAACUACAGCACGUCCCUCCCUCUGGCUCAAGGAAUCAAGUUUCAGUGAUACUGCAGCAGCUUGACAUCCCUUAGCCAUUCCUGCUGCGGCUCUGAGGAAGCCUGAGAGGACUCCAAUUUGCCCUGGAUAAAUGAUCGCUUUGAGUACAGACAGCAGUGUCUAAUCUCCAGUGAUCCCAGACCCCUGACUAAAUCAAGAUACCCAUUUAUAAAAAAAAUUCAAAAUUAAAUAUUCACAACCUAGCUACAUUUGGCAAAAGAUAGGUUUGGUGAUUUUUUAUGUUACUAAUUACUUUUUUAUUACAGCUAAUCAUUUCUUAGUGAUGUACGUGCCAUCAUAGGAGGUUGGGGCCAUGGAAAAUGGAAUAGAAAGGAAGAAGUCUUUGCAGUGGAGAUAUGAGGACUGUCUUCUAAGCAGUGCUGAAUACUCAUGGUCCCCUCCUGGCAGGGAUUGAAGGGGAGAGAUUCCCCUCACAUGCUGGAGACCUUAGCACACUUUCAUGUACAUGAUUUGCAGUGUUCCAAAUGACAAUGGGUUAUUGUUGGGUGAGGUGAGGAACUUAACACUAUUGUGAAUGGUUGCUGGGAUGUGUAAAGUCCUGGGUUCAAAUCUCAGCACCGCAACAACAAAAAUAAUGUUCACCCAGUGAUGACUGCUCCUGACUGUCAGCCAGAAAGAAAUGUGCAGGGUUAGAACCUUCGUUCCUGUUCCAAGCCUUGCUGGGAAUUUAGGGACUGAAGUUGCUCAUGACAGCACAUCUGGAUGCUUCGAGCCACCUCAGGCUUCUGCAGCUGCUCAUGGGUUUCUUCUCAGGGAAGGUCACUGCUGAGAGUCUCAGGUCUCACUGGGAAGCUGAGCUGGGCACAGAGGUGCCUGUUCUCCUGUGGUGCUGUGGCUCUGUACUUCUGCGUAGCAGUCACCACUGGGCCUGUUCCUGCCACAUCAGGCUCAUGGAAAAACCUUUGGGGAAUAGGACAUUGUAGGCAACAUGAGUCGUCAUGGUGUGGAAAGAUUUGGACAACAGUCAGAAAUCUGGGGGACCAACUUAGUGUGAGGAAGAAGCAGGUGGAACAUUAAUAAUAACAUAUUAAAUAAUAUAGUAAUAUACAUUUAUAUAAUUAAAUUUGUAGUAGAUUUGACUAUAAAAAUUAAAGGGGUUGUGAAUGUGGCUCGGUUAGGUAGGGUACUUGCCACCCAGUGCCUGGGGUCCUAUUUCCAGCACUGCCUAAAUUAAUACAAAUCCAUGCAUUUAAGUCAGAUCUGUUCGAAAGCUAUAAAUGCGUGUUCACACUGCUCCAUUGUCACCUGUGAGUAGCAUUGACCUGGGCAUGUCCUUGCCAUCGCUGAAUACGAGCCAAGCCAGAUACUGAUGAUGGACCUGGGUGUGUGGGCAAGAACACUGAGGGCAGGGAACAGUUCAUUUCUUAUGAAAAACAAACAGUGCCCCUGAUUACUAGUAAGAAACUGACGUGGCUUGCUAAGGUCUGGAGGUGGGCUCUGAAUCAUUGCUAUCUGCAAGGACACGUCGCUCUUUUUCUUUUUUCUUUUUUCUUUUUCUUUUCUUUUUCUUUUUCUUUUUUUUGUUUUGUUUUGUUUUGA